Messenger RNA from Branchiostoma floridae (Florida lancelet), 6271 nucleotides. Its product is annotated as attractin-like protein 1. The record is from RefSeq and is a predicted model, not a curated record. Gene Ontology annotation, cellular component: Golgi apparatus. The transcript has 29 exons. Gene Ontology annotation, molecular function: protein binding. Bases 86 to 3622 code for a protein of 1178 amino acids. NCBI's taxonomy places the organism in Eukaryota, Metazoa, Chordata, Leptocardii, Amphioxiformes, Branchiostomatidae.
GCUGGUAUUCCAUCAUCAUCAUCGAUUUACACAAAAUUCAUCAUGGCGGACCAUCUUGAAGGAAGUGGUGUGCGAUGAAAACAAGAUGAGGAACUGUCUCUUUUUUGGACACUCUGUGAGGUCGAGACGCGUGUUAAAUGUAUACUGUUUCCUGCUCAUCCUCGGCGUGCAUCUCCUGACCUGCGGGCAGUGUGCGCAGCGCCGCUGCGGGCCGGACAACUGCGUACACGGGCGGUGCUCGGAAGGGGAGUGCGUCUGCGAUAGAGGGUGGAACGGGGACCGAUGUCAGUACUGUGGAGGCCGUUUCAGAUUGACCAGCAACUCCGGUGUGAUCACUGAUGGUCCGAGUAACUAUACCACGGUCACAAAGUGUACCUGGCUCAUCGACAGUGGAAGGGUUGGAUCGACCAUCAGACUGAGGUUUAAUGAGUUUGCUACAGAGUGUAGCUGGGACCAUGUGUACGUGUACGACGGAGACUCUGUGUUUGCACCCCUCGUAGCAACCUUCAGUGGUCUGAUGACACAUUUGCAGCCCAACAGAACCAGCUAUGAGCUAACCACUACAUCAGGCUACGCCUACCUGCACUUCUUCAGCGAUGCUGCUUACAACAUGAGCGGCUUUAACAUAUCUUACAGCCUGAAUGCCUGUCCGUUAGACUGUUCCGGCCACGGCACCUGCGACUCCUCCUCAGUGUGCACCUGUCAGCAGGGCUGGAAGGGCGACGCCUGCAACGAGCCGGCCUGUCCCAACCUCUGCUCCAACCAUGGCCACUGUGACUACUCAGGCACCCUGGACUGUAUAUGUAACCCAGGAUACAGGGGUGAUGACUGUAACCAUACAGAUGCGCAGGUGGUGUGGGAGCGGGAGCGUCCGGGCCUGCCCGGCCGAGCCUCCCAUGUUUGUGUACAGCAGGACGUGUGGAUGUGGAUAGUGGGAGGGUACACCUUCAGCAGCGCAAGCUUCUACAAUCUCAUUAGGUACCAUUUGGUAGAGAACACCUGGAGUCCCAUCACACCUACAACAGCUGUGAACCCCGUGGAACGUUAUGGUCACACUGCCUUACUGUAUGGGGACAAAAUCAUCAUGUUUGGAGGUCUUGUAGAAGGCAGAGUGGUGACCAAUGAGACGUGGGCUUUUGACACAGUGCUCCACCAAUGGGAGCAGCUGUCACAGGCAGGUCUGGCUCUGGAAGGUCAUUCUGCAAACAUUGUGGACUCCAAGGUCAUUGUGAUCUUUGGACACAACCCUGAUUACGGCUACUCCAGCAAAGUACUGGAAUAUAACCCAGCUACUGACAAGUGGAGGUCUGUUGAGACGUCUGGGGCAGCAGUGUCCGGGUCGUACGGACACACCAGCGUGUACGACCAGGUGUCCGGGAAGAUUUACGUCCACGGGGGAUACACAGUGCUGAAGAAGAACCGCUACACGGUGUCAGACUUCACGUACGCUUUUGACCCUGAAACUGGACAAUGGUCUGUACUGCCAGGCAGCGGUGUUCCUCGCUAUCUCCACUCUGCUGUCACCAUCGGAGGGUUCAUGUUGGUGUUCGGUGGGAACACCCACAACGACACGUCCACCAGCAGUGGCGCCAAGUGCUUCUCAGCAGACUACCUGGCCUAUGACCUAGAAUGUCACAGCUGGCAGCACCUACCUGGCCCAGGUCCUGACUACCAGCCCCACAGGUUUGGCCACUCAGCAAUAGUGCUCAACAGGACCAUGGUGGUGUUUGGAGGAUUCAACAGUGUUCUGUUAGGGGACAUCCUGAUGUAUUCCACAGGUGACUGUGCCAUGAUAGAAGACGAGGACGUGUGCACCAGUUCCCAGCCCGGCGCCGUGUGUGUGUGGACGGAGGUCGGCUGUAUGGACAGACAGGCGGCCGCACAGCUGGGCGAGACUAGGCAAUGUCCACCAAUCACAGGCUCCUGUGGCACCUUUAGUGACUGUGGCACCUGUGUGACUAGUAUACACACCUGUCAGUGGUGUACUGAUGACAGCACCUGUAAAACUACCUGUGAUGACCAAACAGAGGCUGUGUCUAACCUACAGAGCUGCCCAGCAGUUCCAGUGUGUAACACCUUCAACUGUAACGACUGUCAGGACAGGCCAGGAUGCCACUGGCAGGCAGAGGAGUGUAAACUAGGUACUGCAGAAGUUUCCCCAUGUAAGCAGCCCUGUAGCCAUCGGUUGGACAUUGUGAACUGCACCCAGGCAGACUGUAUGUGGUGCAGUAAUCAGAAGCGCUGUGUGGACUCCAACGCCUACGUGCCAUCCUUCCCGUACGGACAGUGUCUGGAGUGGUGCACUAAGGCUGACGGGUGUCCUGGAGAGUGCAGCAGCCUGCGGACCUGCGAGGCGUGUCAGCAGCAGCCUGAGUGUGGCUGGUGUGAUGACGGGAGUCAGACAGGGCUGGGUGGGUGUGUGGAGGGCAGCAGUGCAGGACCCAUGGUGGGGGGGUCUGACGGAGACUUCCACCUCAACACUACCGUCUGUCCCGCCAGCAGAUGGUACUUCACCUCAUGUCCUGAAUGCCAGUGUAACGGACACAGUACCUGUAACAACACCAACGUGUGUCAGCAGUGUCAGGACCUCACACAAGGUACUCACUGUGAACAAUGUGUGCCUGGAUACUACGGAGAUGCUACAAAUGGUGGGAAUUGCACAGUCUGUCAGUGCCAUGGCCAUGCAGACUUCUGUAAUGCACAGAAUGGUGACUGCUUCUGUAACACCAAGGGUAUCAUUGGCAAAGGCUGUGACAGAUGUGACGUCAGUCAUCGCUACUUUGGGGAUGCAGUCACAGGAACAUGUUAUUAUGACUUACUGAUAGACUACCAGUUCACAUUUAACCUGUCCAAAAGUGAUGAGAAGUACUACACUGGUAUCAACUUCAUGAACAUCCCCAGCCAUGCAUCGAGAGACGUAACUUUCACCAUCAACACCUCAGCAAUGGCCACCAUGAACAUUACGAUAGCCAGUGCCUCUGAUCCAGGAGGGAAAGUUCUUGUGUCCGCGGCUGACUUCACCUUCUACAAGAGUGUGUACUCCCAUGUGGACUACUCCUUCGGAAGCUCACAGAACACGACCUUCUACGUCAUAGUGUACAACUUCACCACGCCUUUCUGGCUGCAGGUAACUUUUUCCCAGCACGGCAGUAUCCUGGACCUUGUGCAGUUCUUUGUCACUUUCUUCAGCUGUUUCCUGUCCCUGCUGCUGGUGGCAGGAAUCUUCUGGAAGGUCAAACAGCGGGUCGACACAUUCCGUAGGCGACGGGAGAUGAUUAUAGAGAUGGCACAGAUGGCCAGCAGGCCCUUCUCCAAGGUCAUGUUAGAAAUGGAAAUCAACACAGAGCCACCGGAUGGUGUAAAUAAAAGAAAACAGAGACGUCCUGGGGCUAUUUCACUAGAGCCUCUAGCUGGAAACAAAGCAGCUGUGCUGUCAGUCUUCAUGCAUCUGUCAACAGGGGACAGCUCACAGCCUGCUGUAGGGCACACAGGUCUAGCAGUAGGGAGCACACUUGUAGCAGUAGAACAUUCCAGCAAACCGGCCGAGGGAAAAGACAAACAGCCCAUGUCGCUCUGGCAUCGUAAACACCACAGCCCCACACAUAUAGGGACCUGCAUAUGACAGGAGAGCCCAGCCGCCCUCACCAUGUACAAUACUAGCACUGUCAGCUGUCCAUUCCCAGCCUCUACCAAUGUAGUCCAGACUUCCACAGUAUGAUCUCAAGGCAACUGUUGUUUUAAGGUAAUGGGGGAUGCCCUAACUUGAGACAUUUUGUCAUCUCUCCAUUGCUAGCUGCUAGAAAACAGUUGAUAUGAAAAAUGCAUUCGAUAUUAAAAACAUAUACGAGUAACUUAAUAGAAUAAUUCUUCGAUCAGUGACGCUUGAAAACACAUAAAACACAUGUACCUCCAAAUUUUUGGUGUCAGAUUGCUACAUCAUGAUCACAGAAUGAGGUAGUCUCGCGAGAUCACAAGACUACAAAAUUAAUGCAUUGAUAUUGAUAGUGAACCUUUUGUGCUUUAUGUCACAACCGUUAAAAGGCUAUUGAUGAAUUUAAGCUAAACAGAAUGAAAAAUUCUAGAACAAAAUUGAAUAUUUUUAUUCCCUUCAGACAGUAAAAUUGGCAUUAUGCAUACCUUUUCCCUGGAGUAAGAAGAGCUGUAUCUAGCACUUAGAGACCCAAAUUUCUAGUGUUUAGUAAACCUUUAUUUCUUAUAUACAAGACAGUGGUGUGACUGAAAAAAUGCAUAAAAAGAUCAGUCUCAAGUUAGGGUAAAUCUCAACUUAGGGUAUCCCCUGUUACAUUAUCGUUUUUGUGUAUGGUACUUCAUAUUUUCAUUCUUUCCUGUUAUGAUACAGUCUAUGGGUACCUUUCUUGGCCUUCCCCAGUACCAAACUACAUAGAAAGUUCUCACCAGCAAAAGGCCUACUAGUCGCCUCCAUUUUUAGUGACUACCAAUAUGUCAUAUUCUGUAGAAAAUGAGGUUUUAGAAUUUUAGUUGUUACUGAAAGUUACUGAAAGAUUAUAAGAGAUUAUCUUCAAAAUGACAACUAUGAGACAUUAUACCUCAUACAUGUAAUGUAUAAAUGACACAAAUGACGUUAACAUGUACUUAUCAGAUGACUGAUAUGCCAAUGACAACGCUAAAUACAAUUAAGAGUUACACAAAAUUGUGCAUGGCAAAAAUAUCACAUGAUGGUCUGCAAAGUAUAUGGUUUUGUCUCAACAUGUAAUUUUUAAAAUGUUAUGAAACAAAUGUCUGGAAAAGUUGCAUAUUUAUCUGUUAUAAGUUUUUUUUAACACAAAUUUUCUUCAAAUGGCCCUUAAUUUUGGAUAUUGGGAAAUACCAACUUUUGCUAUGAAAUGUAGCCUUUUAAAUAGGACACCAGCUUGAAAUUUGGGGACCUUCACUUUGGAAAUUUCUAUAAUUUAGUCCUGUAGAUUCAUAUCAUCCAGUGUCUAUCUUUCCUUUUCCUUUUUGUUGGUUUACCCAGCUUGAAAGAAAUAGGUACCAACAGAAAUCACCAGCAAUUUUACAAUGAAAAAGAAUGAAACUGAACAGGGAAACAUACUCCCAACUGAUUUGUAUUUCAAUGUUUACAAGCCAAAUGAUGGUAGGAAAAAUAGAAAGGAUUACAAUUAGCACCUCAUAGAUCUUUAUUGGCUUGAGGCUUUUUGUGUACAUGUAUAUUAUUAAAUAUCCUGUGUAUAGAUAAUUUUUUUUGCAUAUCAAGCAAGUUGUUAGUAGCAUAUCUUACCAAAGUGGUUGGGAAACUUUGCCAAAAGGUAGCAACACUUUGUCUCAGGAUGAUUUUUCUCCAUCAUAAUUUUUUCCAUGUGUAUAUAAUUUUUAUGAUUUUUCCCCCAUCAGUAAAAAAAAUUCCUGUUUGUACAUAUGUCAAAGAUGCAAUGGACUAACCUGAAAAAAAAUAAUAAAAAAAUUUGGAGAAUAAUCAGAAAAUUCUUCAAGUUUUUAUGUGCUGGGUUAUAAGGAGGGUCAUAGUUCCAACUGAGCAUGCAUAGGGAAAUGCAUUGUGGUUAAUAUGUCAAAGGUCAAGGCCCCAUACUUGUAAACAGUUCUUAUCUAAACCAUGCUUGAUUCAUGUCCAGAUUGUUUUGUUUAUGUCUCAGGGGCCUUCAACUUUGACAUAUUACCCAUAAUACAUUUUGUGGUGCAUAUGCAGUUGGAACCAUGAAUCCCCUUAUUACACUUAUGUUGAUAGCUUUGAUUCUUCUUUAGUUAAAUAGGUAUGGAAUUAGAAUAUGCCAUGUUUUGUGUAUGUAAUGUUAGAGAAUGCUGGGCAUCACACAAUGUUUCACACCAAUGUACGUACAACAGGGAUAUCAAACAGAAAUAUUAGUGUAUUAACCCCGCAGAAUGGCACUUCUCAGAAUUAACCUUUGGCUACAGAUAGUUGAAUUCUCUGUAGAUGUAACUGAUACCAAAAACACACAAAAAGUUUUGGCGACGCCUCUGGGGCGGGGUACUUUUACCGAUAGGACCUAUUACAAUGAUUCCUUAUAGUAAGGAGAUAAUGGGGCUGAAUCUGGUGUGUAAAAAGGUUUUCUCAGGAUAAUUAUUAAAAUAGUGCAAGAGAAAUAAUGUAAAUGACCACGGAAGUAUACACCAAAUGAUGUACUGAUUUUCGUUGCGAAUGUACCCAAAUGUAAAAAAAAAGUCUGCAAAAUGUGCAGAGUUUUGUGCUUCAAGAUUCUAUGUAGGCUAUUAACAUACGGGAUUGGGAAAUAAAUGAUUAUCAACCGCAUAA